Messenger RNA from Candidozyma haemuli, 3741 nucleotides. RefSeq names its product putative ubiquitin-specific protease. The transcript has a single exon. Gene Ontology annotation, biological process: protein deubiquitination. The record is from RefSeq and is a predicted model, not a curated record. The coding region runs from base 1 to 3741 and encodes 1246 amino acids. Lineage: Eukaryota; Fungi; Ascomycota; Pichiomycetes; Serinales; Metschnikowiaceae. Gene Ontology annotation, molecular function: cysteine-type deubiquitinase activity.
AUGCUGGACGAAUAUGAGACCCCACCGCUGGACCUGCUGCCGGUUGAAGAUCAGGGUUCUCAAUUGGCACGCGCCAGAGAUGAAUGGGACCGUCUUAUGCUGGCAACGCCUCAGAACGGCGACUUGUGGAGAGUGAUUCCACGUCCUUUCUGGGAAAAGGUGUGUUCUACGCAAGCGCUGUCGUUGCAAGAGUUGGCUCUGCUUGUUGGCAAGAUCGACUUGGCCCUGCUUGUGGAUGAAAACGGCGCCAUGUACCCUGAAGAAGAGAGUAUGCCAUGCCUAGCGGUUCUGCCUGAGCUUUUCCAUAGCUUGGGCCAGACGUUUGGGAUAAAUGGCAACCCGGUAGCGAGAAAUAUGCUUGUGGACGAGUCUGGCGUUUCUCUUGAACGCAUGCCUCCGUUUUUCAUUCUCCAUGUUCUCUCGAAAGAAACUACCGUUUCGCCCAGAUCAAGAUACAACUUACAGCAUAGUCGCAUGGCGUUUAGCUUAUCGCUGGCCAGCACGUUUCAACAGUUGCACGAUGCCGUGCGGUCCCAUGUUUACAAGAACCCCAGGGCCGUGGCGCCUCUUCGGUUGUGGUUCAUUGAAAAUGAACCUGCGAAAGAUAUGCCUUCGCUGAUUCCUGUUAGCAGCUUUAUAGAUGCUGUGGGCCGCAAGAGCAUCGUCACGCCGAACUUGUAUGGCUCCACGCUCCGCAGCCAGGGCAUUGAAUCGUCAAGACUCCACUUGAUCGUGGAACCUGCUGACCGUAAGACUUUCUUGGUCGAUGCGUACUUGGCAAGCCACAUGGAUGUGCUCGAUUAUGAUGCUAUAACCAGCUCUGGUGGUCACUGUGGUCUUUCCAACUUGGGAAAUACCUGCUACAUGAAUUCGGCUCUUCAGUGCCUCACCCAUAUCCCAGAACUCAACUACUACUUCUUCUUCGAUUUAUACCAGAAGGAGUUGAACACCAAUAAUCCUUUGGGUUACAAGGGUGAUGUCGCUGUUGCUUUCUCCAGUCUAUUGCAUAAGCUCUACGGCUCUGGCAGUCCGUCGGCUGUUACUCCACGUGAGUUUAAGUACACUGUGGGACGCCACUCUUCCAUUUUCCAUGGUUUUCAACAACAGGACUCCCAGGAAUUCGUAAGUUGGCUUUUGGAUGCCCUCCACGAGGAUCUUAAUAGAAUUCAGCAAAAGCCAUAUUGCGAGAAACCGGAACUCAAGGAUGAGGAUGUCAAUAUUCCCGAGGCUAUCAGGGAAUUGGCUGUUACUUGUUGGGACCAGUACAAGAAACGUAAUGAUUCUGUCAUCGUGGACUUGUUCACCGGUAUGUACCAGUCCACAUUGGUCUGUCCCACGUGUAACAAGGAGUCCAUGACCUUUGAUCCCUUCAACGACUUGACUCUUCCUUUGCCUGUGAACAAAAAAUGGUACCAUGAGCUCAUAAUCGUCGACCUCUCUGGUGACCACGCUGCCUCCGGAAGACAGCCACUCUCGAAAUUGGAAGUCGAACUCAACAAGUCCUCGAAUUUCGAUGAUUUAAUCAACUACAUCAGCAACUUCUUGCGUGUUCCAACAGAGCACCUAUUCUUGUUUGAGCUCUUCUCAAACUUCUUUUACAGGGAUUUUCAAGAAAACAGCGCAGCGUCAAAGUUCUAUCCCAUCAAUGAGCUCAUUUCUGACAACGAUGUCAUUGUUGCUUACAUCAUUCCACAUAAUCCAGCAACUGACAUCAUUGUUCCAUUGCUCAACACUGUCCGUGAUGAGGACUCCUCCUACGAUAUGGCAGAGCCCUUCGGUAUUCCCCUUUUCGUCACGUUGAAUAAGGAAUCCGAUGUCUUUAGUUUCGGUACAAUCAGAGAGAAGCUUGAACAAACUGUCAAACAUCUUACCAAUGCAGACAUGGAAGCCAGCUACAAAGAAAUCAAGGGCGACUCGAACGGAUCCCGCUUUAAAGCAGACAGCUUUCCAUUGCUCCAAAAGGAAGAACUGGGUGAUUUGGAAAUGGCUGAACCUGAUACAGAACAAACACCGGCACUCAAAGACGAAGAUUACGAUUCGGAUAUCUCUUUAGCACAUCCAGAGGUGGGUGCAGACUUUGGCUUCGCGAUCAAGUAUUACGAAGAAGAUGGGUCUCGUCAUGCUCCAACUCGUGGACCUAGAAGGUACCAGCCAGGCAUGAGAAUGCGUUACCAGCUGUUGCUUCUGGAGGACAAGGACCCCAACAGACGUCCACUCAACAUACCACAAGGCAGGCCAUCAUUCUUGAAGUUACCGUUGUUGGCUGAUAAGCUUCCUGACUUGAAGCGGAAGUACUAUCAUUAUCCAACCUACGCCGCAGAGGUUCAAAGAAACGAAAAGUUGAAUAACGAAGCUAACGAAGAAGAAGAGGUCAAGCAGGAACCAGAGCAUGUCUCGAUUUUGCAUAACAGGGCUGAGGAGGUAGCUGAAGACAGCGACGCCAAUAUCAGAACACAACUGGAUGAAGACGAAGAAAGUGAUUCUAAUUAUGAUGAAAUGUUACCGCUUGGACAUGCUGACUCUCUCAGGCCACCAACUCUUCCACCUAUUCCUUCAAGCGAAUCUGAUCAAGAAGUGCAAAGUGAUAUCGCUAGUCCUGGCCAUGAAGAAAAGCCAGAACAAGUGAUAAAGAAUGAUAAAGUGAAGCCUCUUCUCGUGGAUUCCAAGACGACGCUUGUUUGCGAGUGGGAUUCACAGGUGUUUGACCGUUUCUUUAAGGAUCGUGAUCAACAGGCUUGGGAGGAAUUACCUUUUAUUGCCAACCCAGUAUUGGAGGAUAACAAGCGAAAGUUGGCGUUGCAACAAAAGUCCACAGUGUCGCUUUAUGACUGUCUACGGAACUUUAGCACUCCCGAGGUGCUAGGAGAACAAGACUUGUGGUAUUGUCCACGCUGUAAAGAUCAUAAGCGUGCGACGAAAACUAUUCAGAUCUGGUCGACAGGCGAUAUCUUGACCAUUCAUUUGAAGAGGUUUUCUUCGGCUAGAGCUUUUAGUGACAAAAUUAACAUGGUGGUUGACUUCCCUAUUGAAGGUUUGGAAAUGAACGAAUUUGCUCAGGCUGGUACUACUGAGCCGCUCAUCUACGACUUGGUUGCAGUUGAUAAUCACUACGGUGGUUUGGGAGGCGGUCAUUACACCGCUUACGCUAAGAACUUCAGAGAUCAGAAGUGGUACUACUUCAACGAUAGCGGAGUCAAUGAAGUCAAAGACCCCAGGGAAUGUAUCAAGGGUGCCGCUUAUCUUUUAUUCUAUAAGAAGAGAAAGCCCACAGCAUUUGCUGGAGGCCAUUCUGUUGAGCAGCUUUUGAGAGAGGGCCGUCAAUCGUUUGAGCUGAAAUUGCAAAACCUAAAGGAACAGCUGCUUGCGGUAAGUCAGCAAGUACAGCUCUUUGAACAGGCCCGAGAUGAUAUAAUGCAGCGUGCUGAAGCGGAAAGACGGGCUGCCGAACAGAACAACCAUCAAAAUGACGAGGAACAGGUAAUAACCUCUGGUUCGGACGAAGACGACCUUUACGCAGACUCCAAUUCCAGUGGCAUGAAAAAAGUAAGGCCAACGUUGGUGCAGCCAGCCAAUACUGAUUUUGAAAACCUGCGAAAGCAGCGGUUGCUCUCUAGAGGCGCUGAUCUGCCUCGGUCUGUGAACAUCAACCAUGAAUAUUCUUCGUCAGUGUCCAAUGUUGCAAGUCCAGCUGGAUCUGGUGGAGAGGUUGAAUCACCAACAAAAGAUCCCACCACGUCAUAA